CAUAUUCGGCUAUGCUUGUUAAGCAAUCUAAUAUUUUAUAGAAGUCUAUGCCUAUAUAUUAUAACUCGUGGUUCCAAAACCCAUUCAAGCCACGCAUCUUUGCCGUUCCCACGUUCCCAGUUGUCCCAGCGACGAUUGUAGAACGGACUACGUUGGAAUACAUUUUGACACGUUGCAUUUUGUUGCAUUUAUACCGGGUAAAAACAUCGGGAGGAAACAGAUUAAGAUAUAAUUUUAUCUUAUAAAGUAUAUUAUAUAAUAAAUCAUUAUUUCAACUUAAUCUUUACUGUGAUUUCCAAAGUUGUACAUCUUGUUAAAUAAUUGCAUCAAUCAAUAUGUCAUCGCUAGAAGAUAUCUAUACAUCAGAAAAGAAUGGCAGUGAUGAGACAGGAGAUGGUUCAGAGAGCAACCCAUUUAAAACUAUUCUGAGAGCGAUGCGUCAUGCCAAUAAGGAACCCUUUCCUAUCAUCUAUCAAGACUCUCGUGAAAAUGAUAAAAAAUAUGAACCUGCAUCUAAAUCUCAGUUAAAAAAGAUACAAAAGAUCUGGGUUAGAGAAAAAUACAAAAAUGAGGAAAAGGAAAAGAAACUGGUUGAGGAUGAAGAAAAAAGAUUGAAAAAUCUUGAAGAGGCUAAGACAAUUGUUAUUGAAGAAGACAAAUUUCUACCAGGAGCAAAGGAGAUUAAGAUAAAACAAGCUUUCAAUUAUAGAGAUCAAAGAAUAAAAUUGUAUGGAUGGGUGCAUAGGCUAAGACGACAAGGCAAAUCCCUUAUGUUCAUUACAUUGCGAGAUGGAACAGGUUUUCUGCAGUGUGUAUUGACCGAUAAACUUUGUCAAACAUAUGAUGCCUUAACUCUUGCUACAGAAGCUGCUGUUCAAUUGUUUGGCACUUUGAAAGUUGUCCCUAAAGGAAAAAGUGCACCUGGAGGACAUGAAUUGUGUGUUGAUUAUUGGAAACUUAUUGGGUCAUCACCUCCUGGUGGCGCUGAUUCCAUUUUGAACGAAGAAGCUCUUCCUGAUGUACAAUUGGACAACAGGCAUAUAAUGAUUCGAGGUGAAAAUACAUCAAGAAUUUUAAUUAUGAGAUCUAUAUUAACGCAAGCCUUCAGAGAUCAUUAUAAAGAUCGUGGUUAUUGCGAGGUAAAUCCACCAACUUUAGUGCAAACUCAAGUGGAAGGUGGUUCAACUCUCUUCAAAUUAAAUUAUUUCGGAGAAGAAGCUUUUCUAACUCAGAGUUCUCAGUUGUAUCUUGAGACGUGCCUUCCAGCAAUGGGAGAUGUGUAUUGCAUUGCCCAAUCAUAUCGGGCAGAGCAAUCAAGAACACGUCGCCACCUUGCCGAAUACACGCACAUUGAGGCAGAAUGUGCAUUUAUUACAUUUGAUGACUUACUUGAUCGGCUAGAGGAUUUAAUUUGCGACGUAGUUGAGCGAGUUCUACAAUCGCCACUUGGGCAUCUUGUCAAAGAAUUGAAUCCCAACUUUCAAAUGCCCAAGAGGCCCUUCAAGCGAAUGAACUAUAGCGAUGCGAUUGAAUAUCUGAGAGAAAACAAUAUCACAAAAGAAGACGGUAGUUUUUAUGAAUUUGGAGAAGAUAUCCCAGAAAUGCCAGAAAGGAAAAUGACUGAUGCUAUCAACGAGCCGAUAAUGCUUUGUCGGUUUCCCGUUGAAAUUAAAUCGUUUUACAUGCAACGAUGUCCGGAGGAUGAACGUUUAACCGAGUCCGUCGAUAUACUUUUGCCAAACGUGGGCGAAAUCGUCGGCGGUUCGAUGCGUAUCUGGGAUUACGAAGAGAUGUUGAAGGGUUACAAACGCGAAAACAUCGAUCCAACUCCGUACUACUGGUACACAGACCAGCGAAAAUACGGAUCUUGUCCUCAUGGUGGUUACGGAUUGGGAUUGGAACGAUUUUUAUGCUGGCUGUUAAACAGAUAUCAUAUACGCGAGGUAUGUUUGUAUCCACGUUUUCUGGAGCGUUGUCGACCAUAAAAGAUUCCAUUGUAUGUAAGCUUUAUGUUACAUUAGUAGAGACAUGUUCUGCUUUACUCUUAUGAUAAACUAUGGCAUUGCAUUAUAUUCAGAGCGAUGUAAUAUAUUAAUUACUACAAAAAAAUUAUAGAAAACCAUUAAAUAAAUAUGAUCAGACGUGUUCUGAGUAUUCUCCAUUA
Molecule: messenger RNA, 2164 nt
Organism: Pogonomyrmex barbatus (red harvester ant)
Lineage: Eukaryota; Metazoa; Arthropoda; Insecta; Hymenoptera; Formicidae
Gene: AsnRS
Product: asparagine--tRNA ligase
Biological process (GO): asparaginyl-tRNA aminoacylation
Cellular component (GO): cytoplasm
Molecular function (GO): asparagine-tRNA ligase activity; nucleic acid binding; ATP binding
Source: RefSeq, a predicted model, not a curated record